Molecule: messenger RNA, 1629 nt
Organism: Galleria mellonella (greater wax moth)
Lineage: Eukaryota; Metazoa; Arthropoda; Insecta; Lepidoptera; Pyralidae
Product: UDP-glucosyltransferase 2-like
Exons: 4
Coding region: 59-1585 (508 amino acids)
Molecular function (GO): UDP-glycosyltransferase activity
Source: RefSeq, a predicted model, not a curated record
GAUCGUAGCUAUUAGUUAGUCAUAAGAUAAUUCAAGUCGUGUACAGACGUUUUAUAUAAUGAAUAGAAUAAUAGUGUUAGCACUCGUAUAUCUAGCUGUUAAUACAGAAUCUGCCAAGAUACUAGGUUACUUCCCAACUCCGUCUAUAAGUCACCAAAUAGUGUUUCGACCGUUGAUGCACGAAUUAGCGAGACGUGGACACGAAGUGUUUGUUAUUACAACAGACCCAGCGUUUACUAAAGAGAAUCCUCUUGGAAACUUAACAGAAAUAGACGUCCGGGACGUAUCGUAUUCAAAAUGGAUAAACGCAAUAUUAAAUGCGGGAAUUACGACCGGCAAGAAGGAAGACGUGGCAAAACAAAUAACAACCAUGUAUCGUAUAUGCUUAGGUUUGUUUGACGAGCAAAUAAACACGGUUGCAUUACAAAAUGUUUUACGCGAUAAAACAUUAAAAUUCGAUUUGAUAAUCUUAGAGUCCUACUUCAGGCCAGGGAUGGUGCUAUCACAUUAUUACAAGGCGCCUCUCAUUCUUAUAAGUUCUAUGUUGCCAAUAUACAAUAACAUGGAAGUUAUUGGCAGCCCUAUUCAUCCGUUCCUUUAUCCGAUGGGGUUUUGUCGACAGAGAGUCAACAAUCUCACAAUAUGGGAGAAAAUAUCUGAACUAUACAUGUACUAUAGCAUAGUGGCCACAAUUUACUUCGAUAGUGAAGCUAUGAAUAAAAUGAUAAGAAAGAAUUUCGGUUCAGAUGUUCCUAGUAUUGAUGAAUUGCAGAAUAAUGUGGAUAUGUUAUUUAUUAAUGUGCAUCCAAUAUGGGAUAUGAACAGGCCUGUUCCACCCAGCACAAUAUAUUUGGGAGGACUGCAUCGCAAUCCUGAGAAAGACUUGCCACAGGAUCUACAAUCGUAUUUAGAUGCAUCGAAGCAUGGAGUCAUAUAUAUUAGUUUUGGUACAAACGUAAACCCAUCAAUGUUGCCAAAGGAAAAAAUGCAAAUGUUAAUAAAUGUGUUGUCACGUCUACCUUAUGACGUAUUAUGGAAGUGGGAUAAAGAUGAAAUGCCUAAUCAACCUCAAAACAUCAAAACUUUCAAAUGGUUACCGCAGUCAGAUCUUCUUAGGCAUCCAAAUGUACUAUUGUUUAUAACACAAGGAGGACUGCAGUCAACUGAUGAAGCGAUUAGUGCCGGUGUGCCGUUAAUUGGUAUACCAGUGCUUGGAGACCAGUGGUAUAAUGUGGAGCAAUAUGAACGACUUAAAAUAGGAUUGGGACUUCAAAUGGAAGAACUCUCUGAGGAAAAAAUUAAAAACACCAUAGAUACUGUCAUGAAUGAUAAUAGCUAUCGAGACAACAUCGUCAAACUUCGCUCACUGAUGUCCGAUCGACCCGAGAGUUCUUUGGAGCGCGCCGUCUGGUGGACAGAACACGUGCUACGACACGGGGGUGCGAAACACCUUCGUUCACCAGCCGCUAACAUAUCUUGGACAGAGUACUUGGAGCUGGAACUCAUUGGAUACAUAUUAUUAAGUUUACUGUUCACCAUAAUUUUAACGAUAAUUCUAAUCAAGUGUACGAUGAAGUGUAUUUAACUGAGAUUUAUCACUGAUACAGUAAUAAAGACAAAUGAAAAUUG